GCUGUUUUGUAAUUCUGCAACGUUGCUAAAUCUAUUAAACUAGAAAAAAGGAAAAAAUUCAACUUAUUUUCAAAGUGAUCUGAAGAGGUUUUAAUAUAAUCUCCCUCGUUCAAAAAGUAUUUAUUAAUUGUUGACUUUGUGUAGAACAUCGAAAUAAUGGCAGAUACAAGCAAAACACGCAUGAAUUUAGCGGCCAUAAAAAAGGUUGAUCCCUAUGCCAAGGACAUAGUGGAUACAUCAUCACAUGUGGCAUUCUACAUUUUCAAUUCAGAACAAAACGAAUGGGAAAAAACCGAUGUCGAGGGAGCCUUCUUCAUAUUCAGCCGCAAUGCUCAACCAUUUCACAGUAUUUUCAUAAACAAUCGUCUAAACACGACAUCGUUCGUCGAGCCAAUUACCAGCCACUUGGAAUUGCAGGCACAGGCACCAUUUUUGCUCUACCGCAACGAAAGAUCACGCAUCAGAGGUUUUUGGUUUUACAACAGUUUGGAGUGCGACCGUAUUAGUAAAUUGGUUAGUGAGCUGGUACAGACAGCAGGUGGAUCGGGCGAAUGUGUCAUAACUGCGGACAACUCCACACAAGUGAACGAUGCUAAAGAAAACAACAAUGUGAAUAUAUUUAAAAUGUUAUCAAAUGCUCAGCAAGAAUUCAACAACAGUAAUCAGCAACAAAACAAUAAAAAUUCCACUACUCCAAACAAUAUUAACAGUGGCUUGAUGUCACAACACACACCAACACAGAAUAUAGCUUCGGGUAAUGUUUUGAAAUUCUUCGAAUCGGCCAAACCAACAGCAGAAGUGUCAAGCUAUACACCACGUAUAUUGCCCAACACAUUGUCGGUGGAACAAUUGGAGAAACAGCAGCGUGAUAUUGCACCAAAUUCCCUACAGUCCAUAAGUAGCGGAAGCGGUGCAACAGUUGAUGAAGGCAACAGUUCUAUGUACCACAAUCAGACAGAAAAUUUGACAAAUCGUUUGUCUUGUUCAUUGCUGGAAAGUGCCACUUUGGAGUCGUCAAAUUCCAUGUUUAAUAAACCUGUGCCAAGGCCAGGCAGUGGUUCUUUGGAUAUGAAGCCUAUUAUAUCCCGAGGACCAGACUUUGGUUUCGCAAAAGCUUUAACAGCGGCAACAUGUACAACUGGCCAGUUGCCAGGAGAACAAAUUUCUUUAAGCAAAAUAUUUUCCAAUCUAAAUUUACAACAGAGCCUGUCUCAGUCGAGUUCAGCCAUGUCCGGUGGAGGAGCCAGUGGCGAGGUGGUAAACAAGCCGGCCCUUAUGCCACCUACAAUGUUCGAUAAGCCAGCUGCGGCCUCAUCGAUGGAGCCCUUGAAAAUCUCUUCAAUGAGUCUCAAGCAAGAGCCCCUAAAUAAAUUUCAGUUUGUACAGGCGUUUAACUAUUUAAUACAAAACGACGAUGAUUUUGUGCAGAAAUUACACGAAGCUUAUCUCAAGACAGUUUCCAAAUUUGGCACAUAUCAAUAAACCAGUAAUAAAAUAUACAUAUGUAUACAAAUAAUGAUAAAAUAGAAAAUAAUCAAAAGGAUACAAAAAUCAAUUUUAUGUUAUCACACAGAUAAAAGAAAAUACUACAAUAUAUGUAUAUCCUAUAUAAACACACUAUCGAAUAUUCCAAUCUUAAAAGCUAAAACAAAAUGAGAAUGUUUUUAUUUUAAUUCAGUUUUAUUAAAUGUUAACAUGCUGUAUUGUUUUUAUGUA
Messenger RNA from Calliphora vicina (urban bluebottle blowfly), 1716 nucleotides. It is a transcript of the gene DCP1, whose product is annotated as decapping protein 1. The transcript has a single exon. NCBI's taxonomy places the organism in Eukaryota, Metazoa, Arthropoda, Insecta, Diptera, Calliphoridae. The record is from RefSeq and is a predicted model, not a curated record. Gene Ontology annotation, cellular component: P-body. Gene Ontology annotation, biological process: deadenylation-independent decapping of nuclear-transcribed mRNA; deadenylation-dependent decapping of nuclear-transcribed mRNA; positive regulation of catalytic activity. Bases 157 to 1482 code for a protein of 441 amino acids. Gene Ontology annotation, molecular function: enzyme activator activity; mRNA binding.